Anopheles marshallii is the source of this 912-nucleotide messenger RNA. RefSeq names its product WD repeat domain-containing protein 83. The record is from RefSeq and is a predicted model, not a curated record. Gene Ontology annotation, cellular component: catalytic step 2 spliceosome. Bases 1 to 912 code for a protein of 303 amino acids. The transcript is spliced from 2 exons. Gene Ontology annotation, biological process: mRNA splicing, via spliceosome. NCBI's taxonomy places the organism in Eukaryota, Metazoa, Arthropoda, Insecta, Diptera, Culicidae. Gene Ontology annotation, molecular function: protein binding.
AUGGAUUUAGUGGCUAAAAGAAGCAUUAAUUGUGAACAGGGAGCAGUGAGAGCUGUGCGUUAUAAUGUUGAUGGAUCGUACUGCUUGUCGUGUGGCUCGGACAAAAAAAUCAAACUAUGGAACCCUCGGACAGGAUUACUACUUAAGACAUACGGUGGGCAUGCAGACGAAGUAAUGGAUGCUGCGGGUAGUUGCGAAAGUAGCUACAUCGUGUCUGCUUCUCUUGAUAAAAGCGUCAUUUACUGGGAUGUAUCAACUGGGUUACCAGUGCGACGAUUGCGAGGUCAUGCUGGAGGCGUUACCUGUAUACGCUUCAACGAAGAGUCAUCGAUUGCCGUUUCGGGAUCGAAAGAUAACACGGUGGCAUGUUGGGAUAUACGUACCCGUAAGCUUGACGCUGUCCAAACAAUGCGAGAGGGCAAGGAUUGCAUUACAGCGCUUGUGGUGAGCGAACACAAGAUCAUCUCCAGCUCGCUCGAUGGAUCAAUCCGGCAGUACGAUAUACGAGCCGGGGAGCUCGUCUGUGAUACAAUCGGUGUACCGAUAACAUAUCUGGUGCAAACGCGCGAUGGCCAAUGUCUACUGGCAGCUUGCUCCGAUGGAACGAUUCGACUGAUCGAUAACGAUUCCGGCGAACUUCUGUCCGAGUACAAAGGGCAUCGGGUGGAUGACUACACAAUCGAGUGUGGGAUUAUUUCAGCCGAUACGAAAAUCAUUUCCGGUUCGGCAGAAGGUGCAGCGAUCAUUUGGGAUCUUCUGGAAGGUGCUGAAGUGCGGAGGUUGCGCAUAGGAAGCGAAGUUGUGCAUUCAUUGGCACCACAUCCGACGGGAAGCGAUAUUUUAUUCGCUCGUAAACGUCAUAUAGAAGUGUGGGGCAAACCGGACGAUGAUGAAGGUGAUAUAGUAGAUUAG